AUGGUGCUCGAGGCAACGAUGAUCUGUAUUGACAACUCUGAAUGGAUGCGUAACGGCGAUUACUCUCCUUCUCGAUUUCAAGCCCAAUCCGCCGCUGUAAGUCUCAUUUGCGGUGUUAAAACUCAGUAUAAUCCUGAAAAUACUGUUGGAGUUCUCACUAUGGCGGGGAAAGGCGUUCGGGUUUUGGCUACUCCUACCAGUGACUUGGGCAAAAUCUUAGCUUGUAUGCAUGGUCUAGAAAUAGGCGGUGGGAUGAACCUAGCUGCUGGAAUUCAGGUGGCACAGUUGGCUCUUAAGCAUCGACAGAAUAAGAAGCAGCAGCAAAGGAUUAUCGUCUUUUCUGGAAGUCCUGUCAAGCACGAGAAGAAAAUGUUGGAGAUGAUUGGGAGAAAGUUGAAAAAGAAUAGUGUAGCACUUGACAUUGUCAACUUGGGGAAGAUGACGAGGGGAAGAUGGAGAAGCUUGAAGCACUCCUUGCAGCAGUAA
Molecule: messenger RNA, 486 nt
Organism: Vicia faba (fava bean)
Lineage: Eukaryota; Viridiplantae; Streptophyta; Magnoliopsida; Fabales; Fabaceae
Source: the annotation of a GenBank genome assembly